AUGAACAAGUUUCUGGUACGAGGUCUUGGCUUCUACAACGACGCGUACGACCUAUUUGUCAUGAACGUGGUCAACGUCGUGCUCACGGAGCAGUACGGCUCUGAAAUCUACUCGUCCACAAUGAAGUCCUGGGUCUCGGCUGGUGCUAUCAUCGGUGCUGUGAUCGGUCAACUCGGCUUUGGCUUCCUGGGCGACGUCUUUGGUCGUAAGGUCAACAUGAUCUUCACGUGCUGCUUGUUGAUACUCGGCGGCAUUCUCUGUACCGCAGCGUACGCGGGCGACGCCCGGGCCACGCUCUGGUUCCUCGUGGCUGCACGUCUCAUUUUGGGAGUCGGUAUCGGCGGUGAAUAUCCGCUAGCAGCCAGUUCAACAGCCGAGGACUCGACGGACUCAGCAGAUCGCAAUACCGCGGUGGCCAAGACCUUCUCCCUACAAGGUGUGGGCCAAGUGACGGCUGCUAUCCUGGGCAACCUGCUCGUACAGGCGUUUGCUGAUGGUAAGCCCGGUGAAAAUAGUACUUCCCGUCUGGAAGCCGUUUGGCGCAUACUAUUCGCGAUUGGAGUCGUACCCGCCCUUGUGGUCUGCUACUUCCGCUUCACGGCCGAGGAGUCUGCAGCAUAUCAGAACGCGCAGCAACGUGGCCAGCUGACACAGGCCACAACACAGCAACCGGCUCGUCUCAGUUUCAUUCUUCGACAUUACGGUGUGAGCCUACUAGGCACAGCUGGCACGUGGUUUUUGUUCGACAUCGUCCACUACUCGCAGAACCUUUUCUCCGCCAGUAUCUUGAAGGUCGUGGGUCUCAGCAAUCCGUCACUUCAACAAGUGACCACAGAGGUCGCGUUCGUGUCGCUGAUGGCGUUACCCGGUUACUUUGUGGCUGUCUGCAAGGUUUCUUCUUCAUGA
Molecule: messenger RNA, 906 nt
Organism: Phytophthora infestans T30-4
Lineage: Eukaryota; Oomycota; Peronosporomycetes; Peronosporales; Peronosporaceae
Product: Major Facilitator Superfamily (MFS)
Exons: 2
Coding region: 1-906 (301 amino acids)
Biological process (GO): carboxylic acid transport; transmembrane transport
Cellular component (GO): plasma membrane
Molecular function (GO): carboxylic acid transmembrane transporter activity
Source: RefSeq, a predicted model, not a curated record